ACCAAAUUCCUGCUCCUCCAUCGAUUUGUCUACAUAAGUACGAACGCUCUGAUUAAUUAAGCUACCACACACUGAACGACAUGGAAGGCUCGACGGCGCCGGAGGCGAAGGCGAAGGCCGCGGUCCUGAGAGUCGCGGCGAUCUCCGGCUCGCUGCGCAGGGGCUCCGCCAACACCGGCCUCAUCCGCGCCGCCAAGGAGAUAUGCGAGGAAUCCAUCCCGGGGAUGGUCAUCGACCACGUCGACAUCUCCGGCUUGCCGCUGCUGAACACCGACCUCGAGGUCGACGGCGGGUUCCCGCCGGCCGUCGAGGCGUUCCGCGCCAAGGUCCGCGCGGCUGACUGCUUCCUCUUCGCCAAUCCAGAGUACAAUUACUCCAUCUCAGGUCCUCUGAAAAACGCUCUGGACUGGGGAUCAAGGCCGCCGAACUGCUGGGCUGACAGAGCCGCCGCCAUCCUGAGCGCCUCAGGGGGCUCCGGCGGCAGCCGGUCGCAGUACCAUAUCAGGCAAGUCGGGGUUUUCUUGGACAUCCAUUUCAUCAACAAGCCCGAAUUGUUCAUCAGAGCACAUCAACCCCCUAAAAAGUUUGACAGCGAUGGCAAUUUGAUUGACCCGGAGAUUAGAGAAGAGCUCAAGAAUGUCCUGCUGUCUUUGCAAGCUUUCGCCCUGAGGCUCCAGUGCAAAGCUUCAGCCUCUGAACAUGCAGCUAUGAGCAGUUCUUCAGAUAAAGGAGAUUAAUGGAACUCUGGAUUUUCAGACGAUCUUCCUCUUGUCACUGCACAAAUGUUUACCCGUAAUUUGAACGGUGGAUUGAAUAAAUCUUUGCUUUUGUACAAUGUAGUUGCAUCUCGGUGGAAAUACCAAACAACACAACAUUUUUUUUUUCGGUUCAUAGAAUGCAUUAGUCAUCAUGCUUUGUAGUACUAUAUACUUUUAGUUGAGAUCGAAGCCUUGCAAUUGUUGAUUUAACUUUGUCAUGAAUUUGUGUCAUCGCUUAGCGAUUGCUAGCACUACUAGUUCUGAAACUCUGAAAGGGUGGUUCAAAUUAACUAUACGUAGCUAUAAACAUAACCAUAUGUAUUUCGGAUAACUGUACCAGCAGGCGCCUGAGUGCUUUGCUGAUUGCCCUGUUCUGU
Oryza brachyantha (malo sina) is the source of this 1135-nucleotide messenger RNA. RefSeq names its product probable NADPH:quinone oxidoreductase 2. The coding region runs from base 81 to 737 and encodes 218 amino acids. Gene Ontology annotation, cellular component: cytosol. NCBI's taxonomy places the organism in Eukaryota, Viridiplantae, Streptophyta, Magnoliopsida, Poales, Poaceae. Gene Ontology annotation, molecular function: oxidoreductase activity; FMN binding. The transcript has 3 exons. The record is from RefSeq and is a predicted model, not a curated record.